Branchiostoma belcheri (Belcher's lancelet) is the source of this 2865-nucleotide messenger RNA. Its product is annotated as protein O-linked-mannose beta-1,2-N-acetylglucosaminyltransferase 1-like. The record is from RefSeq and is a predicted model, not a curated record. Gene Ontology annotation, cellular component: Golgi membrane. The transcript has 28 exons. Lineage: Eukaryota; Metazoa; Chordata; Leptocardii; Amphioxiformes; Branchiostomatidae. The coding region runs from base 155 to 2692 and encodes 845 amino acids. Gene Ontology annotation, biological process: protein O-linked glycosylation via N-acetylgalactosamine. Gene Ontology annotation, molecular function: beta-1,3-galactosyl-O-glycosyl-glycoprotein beta-1,3-N-acetylglucosaminyltransferase activity.
UUUACGCCAGACAGCCCGUGCAGGUGUGUGAACUAUGGCGGCUGCUUGCAGCCUUGAAACAGCCCAACUCUGACCAAACCUCGCCAGAACAGGUUCUCAUCAAACCACGACGUGGAAGGUUGACUCAGUCUGAUGUAGUUGCAGAUCCACCGUCAUGUGGGGCAGGCGUAGAUCAGGCAUAGUGAGGGCUAUACUGUUGCUGUUAGUGGUGGCAGUAGUAGUUUACCAUGGAGCAAAGUUUUACAUGGACAGUCUAGACAAAGCCACACAACAUGAGGUGAAGAAUAUGGAGCAGGAGGAGACAGAAGAAGGCCCACAGCCAGUUAUUGUGGAUGUUGAAGAGAAGAAGGAACAGGUGAAGCCACAAGUGGACAUCCCCCCUGACCCCCCUCCAUGUGGGAUCCAGCCCCCCUGUAGCAAGGACCAGUUUGCCUUUGUCAUCCGCAGUGGACAGGCCCAGAGAGUUGGACCCAGGAUCUGUUUUGAUGGGAAGGAUAUAAUGAGUGACGACACACACAAUGCAGGAAGGGGCAUGAACAUCGUAGUCAUCGAUGGCCAGUCCAAAGAGGUGUAUCAAGUGGACACAUUUGACUUAUACGAUCAUGAUGAUGCUGAGCUCAUCAAGUUUCUGCAGAACAGGAAGGAUGGCCAGCUGGUCCUGGUUGCUUCCUAUGAUGAUGCUGCCUACAAGUUGACAGAUGAGUCCAGGGACCUGCUCUCAGCGCUGGGAAGUCAACACAUCAAGACCCUGAAGUUCCGGGACAGCUGGGUGUUCCUGGGGUACAAGGGCAGCCAUGGACCCCCGCCCAAGGAGGAGGUGCAGCACCACGUGGACAAGCAGGACGAGUGGCCGCAGCAGGCUGAGAUCCAGGGCUGUGCACCCCUGCCAACUGCAGUUCAGGAGCAGCAGCCGAAGGGUGCCGGAGCUGCAGUUCAAGAGCAGCAGUCGGGGGGCGCUGGUGAGAACAGCUGUGCGAUGUACUCCACCCACUGUGAUGCAGGCUCUCCCGUCUAUGUGUUUGCUGGGGACAAAACCAAGAAUCAUUGGCCUGAGAUAUGUGUCAAUGGACAAUAUGUGAUCAGGGGAGGGAUGAUCGGCUGGCGAGGACUGAACGUGGUUGUGGUGGACAGUAGGACAUUCCAGGUCACUCAGUCUAAAAACAUUGACACCUAUGAGAAAGGGAGUUCUGAGCUGGAGGACCUUGUAUGGAAACUAGACGAGACCAGCCUGGUGAUGAUAGCAACUUAUGAUGAGGCCUCUCGCAAAUUGUCGUCCUAUGCUCGAAGCCUUCUCACCGACAUGGGGAGUUCAAAGGUCAAGGACCUAGGGUACCGAGACAGCUGGGUCUUCAUCGGGCAGAAGGGCAUUGUGGGAGUUUCUCCAUAUGAAAAGCAUGAGAAAGGCGGGGCCGGCAACUUUGGUGGUGCUGUGGAGAUCAAGGCAUGUUUGACCCAGAAAUUGAUUGGUGAGAAGCAGGACGAUACCAACCACCCCACAAACAGCAAGAGGAAGGCUUUCUGUGAUACAUACGGCCAGGGUGGAGACUAUGGAGACUUCUGCGCAGAGGAGAAUCAGAAGGAGUCAUUGUCCCCAGCACCAUUAGGUGACCAGCAGGACUUGAAGGAGAAUGCUGUGUUCUCCACACCUAUCGUCGUCAUUGCAAGGACAGCUCUGAACCUGGUGCAGCAGACUCUGGAGUCUCUCCGACUGCAGCCCGGCAUUAACCCCAGAAUGGUCCAGGUCAUGAGCGAUGGUUCCUUUGAUGAACCCCAGAAACUGACAGAUCUCUAUAGCUUCCAAUGGCAGAGUCUUCAGCCAACUACCAAAUAUGUCUACCAGAUGCAUCAUGCCAUGACUCGAGUCUUUCAGACCUUCAAAGAUUCGAAGUAUGCAAUAUUUAUGGACGAAGGCUUCAGGGCAAGGCCAGGGUUCCUGCGCUAUUUUGCCCAGACUUUAUCCCUGCUGGAUCAAGAUGACUCCAUCUUCAGUGUGUCUGCCUGGAACCACAACGGUUUUGAAGGGCUUUCCCAAGAUGCCAGCCUUCUCUACAGAACUGAAGAUUUCCCAGCAACUGGAUGGGUUGUGCGGAGAUCAGUGUGGGAGUCAGAGGUCAGAGGGAAGGAAGGAGCCUGCUGUAUGGUCUUUCCCUGGCAUGGCUGGUUUGGUGGGGACCUGAAAGGCAAGGAGGUUGUUGUACCAGAUGUGUCACGUGUGGAGUACAUCGUGAAGGAAGGUCUGUUUGAGGACGACAAGUUCAGACAAAAAUACUUCCCUGGGCGCAGGUCAAACAGCGAGCCCCAGCAAGAUGUAUCUGAUGUACAGAAGAUGAACAAAGAUGCAUAUGAGGAGGAGGUGAAACAUCUCAUCAGCUCCAGCACACCUGUCCAGUCCUCCCAAUUCUCCACAUGCCUUAUACAACAGGAACAUUUCAGUGGGCCAUCUGAGAAAGGGAAGGUCUUUACUGUCUACUUCAAACAAGAAAAUCCAACAGACAGAAGAGUUCUACAGAAACUGUGCAGCUGCUUUGGCUUGUUCAGAAUGGAUGAUGACCUACGAGGGCUACACAAGAACAUGCUUAGGUUCACAUAUGAUGGAAAUCAGUAUCUACUGGUUGGGUCUGAGUCUCCCUACAAUGUUCUGAAGCCUAAUGACCUGACAGCUGUCAUGACUGACACAGGGGCAACAGCAUAGGGCAGUGUACAACAAUGUAGCAUUGCAGGGGGGAGUAUAGCACAGCAAGGACAGUAUAGGACAGCAGGGACAGUAUAGGACAGCAGGGACAGUAUAGCACAGCAGGGACAGUAUAGCACAGCAGGGAUAGUAUAGGACAGCAGGGAUAGUAUAGGAUAGCAGGGACAGUAUAU